AUGAAGAGGGGUAGGGUUAUCGUGGUUGAUCAAGACGGACGUGGAAAUUCAACCACAGUUCAAGGAGCCAUUGAUUUGAUCCCUGUGAACAACGGAUUACGAAUGAAAAUCCUUAUUUAUCCAGGAAUUUACAAUGAAAUAGUAGAAAUACCACAGAACAAGCCGUAUAUUUCAAUGAUUGGAAGGCCAGAUACAAGAAACGGUGAGUUGCCAGUGAUCACAAGUUCUAGAAAGGCGUCUGAUACUGAUGAAAAUGGGAACCCUUUGGGAAGUAUGAAUACUGCAACUGUUUUUGUUCAAUCUGAUUAUUUUGUUGCUGCCGCUCUUGCCAUUGAGAAUAGUGCAGUUCCAAAUGGAAAUGGAGAUGGAGAUCAGGCAUUGGCAAUAAGAAUAGAUGGAGAUAAGUCAGUGUUCUACAGAAUGAGGUUCUUAGGGUAUCAAGAUACUCUUAUGGAUAACAUUGGAACUCAUUUCUUUUAUCAAUGUUACAUCCAAGGAAGCGUUGAUUUCAUCUGCGGAAGUGCUACAUCAUUGUAUCAGGACUGUACUAUAAAUUCAACAAAUUCAGGAGGAGCAAUAGCUGCACAUGAGAGGAAUAGUGAAGAUGAUUCAGGUUUUAUCUUUGAGGAUUGCAGAAUCCAAGGAAACGGACCUACCUUUCUUGGGAGAGCCUGGGGCAAUUAUUCUAGAAUUAUAUAUUCCUUUUGCAGAAUGGAUGAUAUUAUCCAACCUCCAGGUUGGAGUGAUUGGGAUGAACCAUACAAACAAAAUACUGCGUUUUUCGGAGAGUACAUGAAUGAAGGACCUGGAUCAAACAGAACUGGAAGAGUCUCAUGGUCAAAAUCUUUGUCUGAUGAUCAAGCGGUUAGAUUUGUUGGUAGAACCUUCAUCAAAGGAAACGAUUGGCUGAAAAUAUAG
This is a messenger RNA of Neltuma alba, 918 nucleotides long. RefSeq names its product pectinesterase QRT1-like. Lineage: Eukaryota; Viridiplantae; Streptophyta; Magnoliopsida; Fabales; Fabaceae. The record is from RefSeq and is a predicted model, not a curated record. The coding region runs from base 1 to 918 and encodes 305 amino acids. Gene Ontology annotation, biological process: pectin catabolic process; cell wall modification. Gene Ontology annotation, molecular function: pectinesterase activity. The transcript has 5 exons.